UUUCAUCUCUCUUCAUGGACUCACGACCUUCGCAACCCAGAGCCUUCGAGAGCCAAUACAGUAGUUUAAUUAUUCACCUCAGUGAUUCCUUUAUAGUCCUUACGGAGUUUUUCCGUUGCAAAGCAAUAUCCGGACAAGCAGCCUUCCGUUUCCGGUUGGCAUGUUGCCGUGGUAACUGGGAUGCACAGCCGCGGAGGUUAUGGCGGGGCUGAGCAGUGCGCCCAUCCCCGACGGGGAGUUCACCGCGGUCGUGUACCGGCUCAUCCGGGAUGCCCGCUACGCCGAGGCCGUGCAGCUGCUGGGCGGAGAGCUCCAGCGGAGCCCGAGGAGCCGCGCCGGCCUGUCGCUGCUGGGCUACUGCUACUACCGCCUGCAGGAGUUCGCGCUGGCCGCCGAGUGCUAUGAGCAGCUGGGCCAGCUGCACCCGGAGCUGGAGCAGUACCGCCUGUACCAGGCCCAGGCCCUGUACAAGGCCUGCCUUUACCCAGAGGCCACCCGCGUCGCCUUCCUCCUCCUGGACAACCCCGCCUACCACAACCGGGUCCUCCGUCUCCAAGCCGCGAUCAAGUACAGCGAGGGCGAUCUGCCCGGGGCCAGGAGCCUGGUGGAGCAGCUACUGAGUGGGGAAGGAGGAGAAGACAGCGGGGGCGAGAACGAGCUCGAUGGCCAGGUCAACCUGGGCUGUUUGCUCUACAAGGAGGGACAUUAUGAAGCCGCAUGUUCCAAGUUCUCUGCUGCCUUGCAGGCUUCGGGCUACCGGCCUGACCUUUCCUACAACCUGGCUUUGGCCUAUUACAGCAGCCGGCACUAUGCAUCCGCGCUGAAGCAUAUCGCUGACAUUAUUGAGCACGGCAUCCGCCAGCACCCAGAGCUGGGUGUGGGCAUGACCACUGAGGGCAUUGAUGUUCGAAGUGUUGGCAACACCUUAGUCCUUCACCAGACCGCUCUGGUGGAAGCCUUCAACCUCAAGGCCGCCAUAGAAUACCAACUGAGAAACUAUGAGGUGGCCCAGGAAACCCUCACAGAUAUGCCUCCGAGGGCAGAGGAAGAGUUAGACCCUGUGACCCUGCACAACCAGGCGCUAAUGAACAUGGAUGCCCGGCCUACAGAAGGGUUUGAGAAGCUACAGUUUUUGCUCCAACAGAAUCCCUUUCCCCCAGAGACCUUUGGCAACCUGUUGCUGCUCUACUGUAAAUAUGAGUAUUUUGACCUGGCAGCAGAUGUCCUGGCAGAGAAUGCCCAUUUGACUUACAGGUUCCUCACACCCUAUCUCUAUGACUUCUUGGAUGCCAUGAUCACUUGCCAGACAGCUCCUGAAGAGGCUUUCAUUAAGCUUGAUGGGCUAGCAGGGAUGCUGACUGAACAGCUCCGGAAACUCACCAAACAAGUGCAGGAAGCAAGACACAACAGAGAUGAUGAAGCUGUCAAAAAGGCAGUGAAUGAAUAUGAUGACACCCUUGAGAAGUAUAUUCCCGUGCUGAUGGCCCAGGCCAAAAUCUACUGGAACCUUGACAAUUAUCCAAUGGUGGAAAAGAUCUUCCGCCAAUCUGUGGAAUUCUGUAAUGACCAUGAUGUGUGGAAGCUGAAUGUGGCUCAUGUUCUGUUCAUGCAGGAAAACAAAUACACAGAAGCCAUAGGUUUUUAUGAGCCCAUAGUCAAGAAGCAUUAUGACAACAUCCUGAAUGUCAGUGCUAUUGUGCUGGCUAACCUGUGUGUUUCAUAUAUUAUGACAAGUCAAAACGAAGAAGCCGAGGAGUUGAUGAGGAAGAUUGAAAAGGAGGAAGAGCAGCUCUCCUAUGAGGACCCAGAGAAGAAAAUCUACCAUCUCUGCAUUGUGAAUUUGGUGAUAGGGACGCUUUAUUGUGCCAAAGGAAAUUAUGACUUUGGUAUUUCUCGGGUUAUCAAAAGCUUGGAACCUUAUAAUAAAAAACUGGGAACUGAUACCUGGUAUUACGCCAAAAGAUGCUUCCUGUCAUUAUUAGAAAACAUGUCAAAACACAUGAUUGUGCUUCGUGACAGUGUUAUUCAAGAAUGUGUCCAGUUUCUAGAACACUGUGAACUUUAUGGCAGGAACAUACCUGCUGUUAUUGAACAACCCCUGGAAGAAGAAAGAAUGCAUAUUGGAAAGAAUACAGUCACUUAUGAAUCCAGACAAUUAAAAGCUUUGAUUUAUGAGAUUAUAGGUUGGAAUAUGUAGUAAUGUCUAAUAAUGACUUUUAUCAAAAUGGCUCUGUUAACUAUACAUAUUUGCAACUCUUUUAUCU
Messenger RNA from Balaenoptera ricei (Rice's whale), 2264 nucleotides. Its product is annotated as intraflagellar transport protein 70A. The transcript has a single exon. Gene Ontology annotation, biological process: intraciliary transport. NCBI's taxonomy places the organism in Eukaryota, Metazoa, Chordata, Mammalia, Artiodactyla, Balaenopteridae. The record is from RefSeq and is a predicted model, not a curated record. The coding region runs from base 200 to 2197 and encodes 665 amino acids. Gene Ontology annotation, cellular component: intraciliary transport particle B; axonemal microtubule. Gene Ontology annotation, molecular function: protein binding; intraciliary transport particle B binding.